AUGGAUAGCGAGAUAAAGCUGCGAUUGAGAUUUGCCGAUGGAAUGAGAAUUUUUAGUAUUCCCAGUAAAUCCAGUUUGAUUGAGUUGCUGGGGGUUAUUGAGGGAAUCAGCGGUGUGGCCAUUGGUAGACAGGAUUUACGCAUCGGAUAUCCCCCACGCUUACUCCAAUUCGAUUCGAACGAUUUCACUAAAAACGCGUUGGAUUUCGGUUUAAGCAGUGGCGAACAAAUUAUUUUGAAUGAUAAAGGCGGCGAUAGUGCAGGUAGUGAUGUGCGAGCUCAUAUAGAGACUGGAAAUUCAAUAUCUAAGACACCCGUGACUCCCCCCACUCGCUCACCCGAUGGUCACUCCGUCGAACUAAACACGGGAGAUGGCUAUCUAAUACUCAGAGUAGUCCCUGAUGAUAACAGCUGUCUAUUUUCCGCCAUUUCGCUGGCUCUGCUUGGGUCUAUAGACGAGAAUUACAUGAUGCGGGGGAUUGUUGCAAACACCAUUCAAAGCGAUCCAGAAACUUAUAAUGAGUCCUUUUUAGGCCACAAUCCAGCCGAAUAUGUCGAAGCUAUCACCAGACCAGAGAACUGGGGCGGUGCAAUUGAACUAUCAAUUCUCUCCCACGCAUUCAAGACUUGCAUAAUCUCUGUAGACAUUGCCACCCUCCGUAACGACGUCUACAAUGAGGAAUAUGAGAACAGAAUCUUUGUUAUGUAUUCAGGUAUUCACUAUGACGCCCUAUCUAUAGCACCAUCCCCAGACGCGUCUGUCGAAUUCCACACCACCGUUUUACCAUCUUUCACCGCUCCUCCUGACCUUCCAGAUCCGCUACUAGAAGCAUGUAAGCAAUUGGCCUCGGAGUUGCGCCAGAAGCGCUAUUAUACGGAUACUUGCGGCGAUUGUGGUCAAGCACUUGAAGGCGAGAAAAUGGCAACAGCGCACGCAAAAAGCACUGGACAUUCAUCCUUCAGCGAGUAUUAG
Wallemia ichthyophaga EXF-994 is the source of this 972-nucleotide messenger RNA. Its product is annotated as Ubiquitin thioesterase OTU1. Gene Ontology annotation, cellular component: nucleus; cytosol. Lineage: Eukaryota; Fungi; Basidiomycota; Wallemiomycetes; Wallemiales; Wallemiaceae. The transcript is spliced from 6 exons. The record is from RefSeq and is a predicted model, not a curated record. Gene Ontology annotation, molecular function: cysteine-type deubiquitinase activity. Gene Ontology annotation, biological process: endoplasmic reticulum unfolded protein response; protein deubiquitination. The coding region runs from base 1 to 972 and encodes 323 amino acids.